This is a messenger RNA of Fusarium proliferatum ET1, 2379 nucleotides long. RefSeq lists its product as uncharacterized. Bases 1 to 2379 code for a protein of 792 amino acids. The record is from RefSeq and is a predicted model, not a curated record. Gene Ontology annotation, molecular function: DNA-binding transcription factor activity, RNA polymerase II-specific; zinc ion binding. The transcript has 6 exons. Lineage: Eukaryota; Fungi; Ascomycota; Sordariomycetes; Hypocreales; Nectriaceae. Gene Ontology annotation, biological process: regulation of DNA-templated transcription.
AUGAAGCGCCAAGUACCCCAGGAGCCUUCAGAAGACAGCCAACCAUCCCGAAAGAGAGGCUUGUCCAGCCGGCGUCCAAGGGCCUCUCAAGCAUGCCUUUCUUGCGCUGCUUCCAAGGUUCGAUGCGACGAUCUUGAGAUAUGCCGACGUUGUUUGAAACGUGGUGUUUCCUGCAUUCGCUCAAGUCAGGUUAGAGAAGACUGCCGGAUGGCAUCAGCAGAAGCUCCACGCGCACUGAGUGAGACCAGCACCAGGACCUCAAUCGAUGGAGGUGAUUCUACCACUUUAUCGCUGACAACAAACGACUCUGCCGAAGUGCCACCAUUGACCAUGGCGAGUACAAUGCCUGCUGCCAGAGACGAGGGUGGGGAAGGUCUUUUGAUUGAUGAUGAAACUCCUGACUUUGAUUUCGCUUUUCCGAGUUCUCACAUGUCACUAGAUUGUUCGCGACCUCUACAGGUUUGCAGUGACAUCCAGGCUACAGACAUUAUCGACACGACGCUAAGUGACACUGCUGGGUGGCCAAAGAAUGCCUCGCUUCAUGCGGAAUUCGACCCGUCCUUUCUUCUUCCUCUCCCCUACAUUGAUUUCUCCGGAUUCAUCGACGGUAGUUCAUUGCACAACUUCACAGACUCAAUAGCCACAAGUUCCAAAGGCUUGCCUACUGAGGAUAAACUCGGGUUCGAGGAGGCUGUAAUAGCCUACAAUACCACUUUGGGAAGUUGGAAACCCAGUAACGAGGACUACAUAGCCACAGCAAGAGCCGCUCUCUAUAUUCCGCUCGAUGAACAACUUCACCUGGGGGAGGGCCUAGGACAUCUGAAUCCCUCUGUAAUCAAGGGGUCUUUGUCGUCUGCGAGAAGAGAUGAGAUCAUCGUGGCUAUGAUCGAUUGGGGUCAGACGGCCCACUCAUUGCAGGCAAUUCGAAUGUUCCCCUCAACCGAGAUACUGGACAAGUUUCUCAAGGUGUUCCUCACCACUCAGGAAACCAAUGCCUCGGCCUUCAUCCACAUUGCGACAUUCGAUCCCUCAACUUGCAGUUUAUAUCUUGUUAUAGCAUGUAUUAUUGCUGGCGCUGCAUCAUCAUCCAGGCCUUCUGCCCGCAAGUUCGCCUUGGGACUGUUUGAUGUGCUACGCCUCCACCUUGCAGCAUCAGGUGAACGGGAAAAUACCUUGACUCGCGACCUCUCAAUAUCUGAGAUAUCUGAUUUUUUGUCAGAGCUUACAAUAUUAAUGCUUCGACACGCUGGCAUGCUUGCUCAACAUACCUAUUUUCAUCCAAGUCUCAUGCUGGAUAGGCCCUCCAGCGAGCUAGAUAAGUCGUGGGGAAAAUGGGCACAACAGGAGUCCUUCAAGCGGACAGUUUUCCGACAUCUUCUACAAUGCACGCAGCGAUCCGUCAUAAGGAACGUGCAAGCACAGUUGUGUCCGCUCGAAGUCUCGACACCUUUACCGGAAGAUUGUCGGUUUUGGUUUGCAAAGUCAGCGGCUGAGUGGGAAUCCCUUUAUAAACAGUACCCUCGUCCUGUAGAGCCUAGAAUAACGAUUAACGACUGCCUCUCUGAUAUCCGAUCGAUCGACCUGCCCUCAAGUCUGUCUAAACUUUGGGUGCUAUAUUCUUUACUUUCGCUCCUUAUCAAAGAUCAUCGUCGAAUUUCAAUUCUACACAAGAAACAGGAUCCUGGUUGGUCGUUCACUGACGUGACUCGAUCACCUCUUGACUCGCAUCUGGUAUUUAUAUUCAGUGAGUUGCGACACAUAAUUGAAGGAGAUCCAGCCAAACCACCUAUUCUCACCUUUAUGGUAGAGUUCAACAUCCUUUACUCGGCCAUACCCAGACAUCUCAGAGACAGUCUUUUAACCAAUGGGAAAAAAACGUCUGCUUCUGAUGAUCUUUCUCAGCUUCAAGAAUGGCAAGGUCGAUCCAGCAGGUCAGCAAUUUGGCAUGCGGGUCAGCUUAUCAGAGCUUGUAGAAUGAUCACACCAGAGGAACGCAGAGAUUUCCAUUUAAUUGGUGUCUGUCACUCUCUGUUGUGUCUCUGGACUUACUGGACUGCCACCAAAAAAAGACCGUCAGGUAUAACAGGCACAAAAGCCAUUAGUCUACCUCGGGUUCAGUUAGAUGGACCUGAGUCGCUCGAGUCUCAGAGAUGGAUUAGUCACAACAAAGGGACCCCGUACUUGGCUGAGCCAUGUGAGACCGAUGGGAUAUGUGGUGCUGAGCUGGUUCCAGUUGAUGCUACUCAUUCGGAAGAAAACCAGUCCAGACUUCCUUUAGUUGGUAUAUUGAGUGAGUGCUUCUCAAAUAAGGUAAUCGGGCGAUAUAUUCCCAUAUUUCAGCAUGCUUCACUUGUCUUACAUAACUUGGAAAAAUUGUAA